Messenger RNA from Pseudogymnoascus verrucosus, 1821 nucleotides. RefSeq lists its product as uncharacterized. Lineage: Eukaryota; Fungi; Ascomycota; Leotiomycetes; Thelebolales; Thelebolaceae. Gene Ontology annotation, biological process: cyclic nucleotide biosynthetic process; intracellular signal transduction. The transcript is spliced from 4 exons. The record is from RefSeq and is a predicted model, not a curated record. Bases 190 to 1599 code for a protein of 469 amino acids.
GGAUUCGGAUAGGAUAUCCACUAUACAAGGAUCCGACUACUUCACAAGUUCAACCUGUAACAUUACUAAGUCUAAUGAGUUAAACUUACGUCAGAUUCGGCGUAUAGCUAAUUUACAUAUAUAAGGCUUACUAGUAUCAGUUCUUCUCUAAAAAUUCCAUGUCUUAAUGUCAACUGCACAGAAAGAACAAUGGAUAUAAUCCCAAUUCCCCCAACCGACCAACAGAAGCCUAUAACUAGCAUCCGCACGCGGACCUUCUUCGUUUUGAAUGAUCACCUCGACGAAGAGAUUCUCAGGAAUUCCUUAGAUACCCUCAUUCGCGACCACUGGCAGAAGUUGGGUGCGAGAUUUGCGCCACGAAGGGACGAUGGACAGCUUGAAUAUCACCUCCCACUGACGUUCGAUGACAAUUAUGCGCUGUUCAACUGGACUUCUAAGCAGUACGACCACUCUAUAGAGAAAGUUCCGUCAUUCCCGAGACCCACUGCUCCUGAAAAGGGAAUUGCGUUACUCCCUCAUAUCCGCACCAUAGAGGAAUGGUUCAGACCGGCGGAUUGGCCGCUAGACUGCGAGCGCGAUGAACUGGACAAGCCCUUGAUCUACGCUCAAGUGUCUCUCUUUGUGGAUGCCACCGUCAUCGCCCUCAGUGUGCCGCAUGUGUUUGGGGAUCAGCUUGGGCUAGCGAACAUCAUCAAGGCAUGGAUGGGUAUAAUCGGAGGCGUAUCGCCACCCCCGAUGGUUGGGGUCAAGAACGAUAUUUUCGCAAACAUGAAAGACUACGCCGACUAUUUACCGCAGGAUGUGAAGAGAAAGGGACGAGUGGCGGUAAGGAGGUGGGGGGAGUACCCACUUGUUAUAUUGGGAUUAAUCCCCGAGCUUAUUCGAGAUCGGGUAGAGGACGCCUACACUGUUUUCAUUCCUGUUCCGCUGGUGGAAUCUCUACGUGAGCGAUAUGGCAAGGAAUUGGCGGAGAAGUAUGGUGAAAAUCCUGGCAUAACUAACGGCGACAUCGUGUCUGGUAUCCUUCUAAAGUUCACUCGGAUGGGCUAUGAGCUCCCUCAGAUGCUAUCGUUCUCUCAAACUGUAAACAUCCGCGGUCGCCUCCCGCAGCUAGACCAGAACCGUGACGCUUUUGUCCACAACGCGCUAGCAUACAGCACUGCCCGCUUCCCCAUGAGCAAAUCUACACCGCUUAGUGAGAUUGCAUACCAUACCCGCAAAGCCAUCAUUGAGGCGACCGAUCCACGAGACAUCGGUAUCAGCAUCGCCGUCAUGCAGGAAAUGGUACGCCGCGGGCAAGGGUCCCAUAUCAUCCGCCCAUUUGAAAAGUCCUAUUUCGUCACGAACUGGUCUGCCGCAUGGAGGGAAUUGGAUUUCUCUCCUGCUGUCAAGGAGGAUGAAAGGGAGCGCGAUGCGGGCGCGCCCGUGAAGGCGUUUGUCUUUGGGGAUAGCGGGACAGCAAGUAGGCCGCAGCGAUUCAAUUCGACUGUCAUGUGCAAAACUGAUGAGGGGUAUUGGUGUAACUUCAGCAUGUCAAGGAAGGCGUCUAAAUUGGUAGAGGAGUACAUCGUGAAAGAUCCUAUGUUAGCGGGCUUCUAAUUGUCUGUGGUCUCGUUUAAGCGUUUGGUUUGUAUAACACUGGAGGAUUUAGAAUGGUAAGAGUCAGGUAUGUGGGGAACGCGCCGUCGUCCAAAAAAAUGAACCCGGACCGCUGUAGAAACAACUCCAGGCGGAGCCGGAGAGAUCACGUCUGCAGCGUCAAAAAUAUGUCAUCCAUCGCCUGGUCCGUACGAGAAUUUAAAGGUCAGAACAUACGGCGGG